Sclerotinia sclerotiorum 1980 UF-70 is the source of this 186-nucleotide messenger RNA. RefSeq lists its product with no specific name. NCBI's taxonomy places the organism in Eukaryota, Fungi, Ascomycota, Leotiomycetes, Helotiales, Sclerotiniaceae. The transcript has 2 exons. The coding region runs from base 1 to 186 and encodes 61 amino acids. The record is from RefSeq and is a predicted model, not a curated record.
AUGGGUGCUCCUAUAUGCGGUGUUCAUUGGAUACCGAUUUCAGAUAAGGAGGGAUUCAUGAAGGAUUCAAAAAACUGCUUGUGGUUGGAGAACUCAGCGCGACUGUUAGUACAGGAUGAAGCUAAGAUAGGAAGAAUAAUUUCGGCAGCGGAUGAAAGCAUUGAUGGGUCAUUUAGAAGCUAUUAG